Anopheles nili is the source of this 3861-nucleotide messenger RNA. RefSeq lists its product as uncharacterized. Bases 1 to 3861 code for a protein of 1286 amino acids. The transcript has 9 exons. Gene Ontology annotation, molecular function: FAD binding; oxidoreductase activity; iron ion binding. The record is from RefSeq and is a predicted model, not a curated record. Lineage: Eukaryota; Metazoa; Arthropoda; Insecta; Diptera; Culicidae.
AUGCUUUCGUCGCUCGGUUCGUAUAUUUGGUCAACUUCGGAUUCAUUGGAAAGACCUCUUUCCGAAGUGUCGUUCGCUAUCAAUGGCAAGGUUUACACAGCUAACGCUGAAGACGUUCCGCUGGACACGUCGUUGAAUUCAUACAUUCGCAACUAUGCUUAUCUCUCUGGUACGAAAUUCAUGUGUCUCGAGGGAGGAUGCGGCACUUGCAUCGUCAACGUGUGCGGAGUGCAUCCCGUCACCAAGGAGACCCGUUCCUGGUCCGUCAACUCGUGCCUUUUUCCCAUAUUUUCCUGCCAUGGUAUGAGCAUCAAAACGGUCGAGGCAUUGGGCAACAGAAAGGACGGGUACCAUCCGAUACAGGAGCGGUUGGCGCACAUGAACGGGAGCCAGUGUGGGUUCUGCUCACCAGGCAUGGUGAUGACCAUGUACAGCCUGAUGGAAGCCAAGAAGGGGACUAUUACGAUUCAAGACGUCGAGAACUCGCUCGGUGGCAACAUCUGCCGUUGCACUGGCUAUCGUCCGAUUCUUGAUGCGUUCAAGUCACUCGCAUCCGAAGCAUCCGAGAUCGAGCUGCCCGACAUAGAGGAGCUGCAGAUAUGUCCGAAAACGAACGCCGUGUGUUCAACACACAGCCCUGAUGCUACAAACCUUAUCACUGCAUCGUCACCAGUGCAUCUCGUGUUCAGCGAUGAUAGGGAAUGGCAUAAAGUCUACACCAUUGCAGAAAUAUUUUCCAUAUUCGAUCAAAUUGGUCCCAAGCAAUACAUGCUCGUCGCUGGAAACACAGCGCAUGGUGUCUAUCGCCGUAGUGAAUCUCUGCAAGUAUUCAUCGACGUCAGUUCAGUGGAGGAUCUUCGAAAUUACUACCUCCGAUCGGCAGAGCUAGUUGUGGGUGCAAAUGUUACACUGACUGAGUUAAUCGAAAUAUUGAACAAAACGGCCACCAAACGACCCAGCUUCAGUUAUUGCCGAGACGUUGCUCUUCACCUGAGCCUUGUCGCUCAUCCUGCGGUGCGAAAUGUCGGUACGAUCGCCGGAAACCUCAGCAUUAAAAAUCAACAUCCAGAGUUUCCCUCCGAUCUCUACAUCCUACUCGAAGCCGUUGGUGCAAAAAUAGUUAUCGCCGAUUCCAUCUCAAAGAGCGCUGAAAAAUCCGCGCUGGAGUACUCUCAGAUGGAUAUGACCAAGAAACUUAUGAAAAUCAUAUCAUUCCCUGCGAUCAACUCGUUUACGACCGUAUUUCGCACUUACAAAGUUACUCCACGCUCACAAAACGCUCAUGCAUACGUAAAUGCCGCCUUUUUGCUGCAGUUUGGAAACGAUAAAGUUACUGUCAAAUCGGCCUCCCUCUGUUUUGGAGGCAUCACUCCUAAGUUCACACACGCCGCACAUACAGAACAAUUGCUAGUUGGCAAGAAGCUGUUCGAUAACACAACCGUCCAACAAGUUCUUAGCAGUCUCGCAUCGGAGCUUCAACCUGAUUGGAUAUUACCAGAUGCUUCGGCCGAGUAUCGCAAGGGACUCGCCAUAUCUCUUUUCUACAAAUUUAUACUCAACAUUGCAAUGGACAGAAGCAUCCCUAUCAACCCUAGGUUUCAAUCCGGCGCCACCAUGUUAGAGCGCACUGUAUCAUCUGGACAACAGCACUACGAUACGAUCAAGAAAAAUUGGCCCGUGACGCAAUACGUCCCGAAGCUAGAAGGAUUGGCCCAGGUCGUGGGUGAGGCGAAAUACACCAACGAUUUUCCACCAUUUCCAGGCGAACUGCAUGCAGCGUUUGUCGUAGCAACAAAGCCGAAUACUACCCUUGGGAAAAUAGAUCCUUCCGAAGCAUUAGCUCUUCCAGGAGUGAUUGCAUUCUACUCUGCAAAAGACAUUCCCGGUACGAAUAACUUCAUGUCAAACGCUAUGAAUUUCUUCUUCCCGGAUCCUGAGGAGAUAUUCUGCAGUGGACGCGUCAUGUACCACGGUCAACCUGUCGGAGUGAUCGUUGCAGAGCAUUUCGAUCAAGCCGUACGAGCAGCCAAGCAUGUGAAAAUUAUCUACGAACGAGUCUCCGACGAUCCAAUCUGUCCAACGCUAAAAGAUGUUUUGAAAAACCAAGUCAAGGAGCGCAUCGUUGAGCAUCUGCCCAGUAGCCGUGUAUGUUCGCAGGCGGAUGUUGAGGCCACGAAGACAAUUCAAGGAACUCUGGAAAUAUAUGGACAGUUUCAUUUCUCGAUGGAACCACAAACCUGCCUGUGUGUACCGAUCGAGGACGGUAUGGAUAUCUAUGCUGCAACGCAGUGGAUAGACUUAUGCCAAGUGGCGAUCGCAUCUGCCCUAAAAGUGCCGCAAAAUAGUCUUAAUUUCAUCGUCCGCCGCCUGGGAGGAGGCUUCGGUGCUAAACUGACACGUGCCAGCCUCAUUGCAUGUGCCUGUGCCUUAGCAGCACAUCUGACAAAGCGUCCAGUUCGUUUCGUCAUGACAAUUGAGGCCAACAUGGAUACGAUCGGGAAGCGAUACGGUUGCAUCAGUAACUACCAAGUGGACGUGGACACCAAGGGAAAGAUUCUCAAGCUAUUCAAUAAUUUCAUGCAAGACUAUGGCUCGAAUCUGAACGAAAACGUUGUCGAUGAUUCAAAGUAUGUUUUCGCGCUAUCCUACAUUUCCAAUACAUGGAAAGUCGAAGGAAAAGCCGUACUUACUGAUUCCGCAUCAAACACUUGGCAACGAGCUCCUGGGUCAACCGAAGGUAUUGCAAUGGUUGAAACGAUCAUGGAACACAUUGCAUGGGAAACUGGUGUCGAUCCAAUGCAGGUUCGGCUCAUCAACAUGCCACAAAAUAGUAAGUUACAGCAGCUUUUACCUCAAUUUCGACAAGACAUUGAAUUUGAUAAGCGGAAGAAAUCAAUCGAUGAUUUCAACAACAAAAAUCGUUGGCGCAAGCGAGGCAUCGCUAUUACUACGAUGCAGUUUCCACUGGUUCCUUUUGGGGCUUUACACGCGCAGGUAUCAAUUUAUGCAAAGGAUGGUACUGUGUCAAUCUCUCAUGGAGGAAUUGAAAUGGGACAAGGCAUCAACACAAAGGCAGCUCAGGUUGCUGCCUUCAUAUUAGGCAUACCCUUAGAGAAAAUUGCCAUCAAACCAACAAACAAUAUUACCUCUCCGAAUGCAUUGAUGAGCGGAGGAAGUGUAACGAGCGAAGUUGCAUGUUAUGCUGUAAAAGGAGCAUGCGAAAUUCUCAAUGCGCGUAUUCAACCCAUCAAGAACGAGUUCAAAAAUGCACCUUGGGAGAAGAUCACUCAGAUCUGUUACACAAGAGACAUCGAUCUCAGCGCUCUAUUCCAGUACAAGCAAGCAGACCUCAAGGCCUACAGCAUCUGGGGUGUGAGUUGUGCAGAGGUCGAGGUGGACAUUCUCACGGGAAACAUCCAGCUGAAGCGUGUAGACAUUCUGGAGGACACGGGCGAGAGUCUAAGCCCGGGGAUCGACGUCGGUCAGAUCGAGGGAGCAUUCGUGAUGGGCAUAGGAUACUGGCUAACGGAGUCGUUGGUCUAUGACAUGACCAGCGGUGCACUGUUGACGAACCGCUCCUGGAACUAUAAGCCCCCAGGAGCAAAGGACAUCCCGGUUGACUUCCGCAUCCGGUUGUUGCAAACCAGUGAUAAUCAAUUCGGAGUUCUGCGUUCUAAGGCAACGGGAGAACCGGCGAUGACCAUGAGCAUAGUUGUGGUGUUUGCUCUCCGGUAUGCUCUGCGAUCGGCACAAAAGGAUGCAGGAAGACCGGAUAAUUGGAUUCCGCUUGGAUCUGCAUCGACUCCUGAGCAAAUAUUUCUCAAGGCAUCGAAUGCGAUACAACAAUAUAGGUUGAACUAA